UGGUGAAAGCAUCGAUUGAGUCAACUGGACACUUGUCUUGGAUAAAGAAGUGUCGUACGGACCCAGACACUCCAACCAAUCAUAUGAAAAUCUCCGUCUUCUUGAGAUGCGGAGAGAUCAUCGCCAACGACCUUCCUCAAGUUGCCCUCAUCCCGAACAGCGUCCUCCACCAUCUCAGGGAUGUUAUAUUGUUGAGGGACACCGAGAUCGCACUCAGGGCACCCCUGGCUGAAUCCGAUCCGAAGAUCAAGAAGAACCGCAACAGGCACGUUGCAUUCAAUGCUGUCCUUAAAGACGUUCUUCGCAUGUUGACAGUCGCUCUUCGCCGACUUUCCCAGCGGCAAAACGAAUCAAUCGUUUCUCCUGUGUCGAACAAGUACGACUCGAAUUCAUUCCGUCAUCUAUAUAUCGAAGAGCUUGACGACGCGGUACCCGAAGCGCAGAACAAUAGCGAGAUUUUCUCCGAAUUGGAUCCUGCAGUACACGAUCUAGACAUAAAAGAGGAUGAGAUCGGCCAACAAGACAUUGAGACUUUUCUUGGCCACAAUGUCUUGCUCCUUGGGAUACAACAAGAUGCUCUCCACAUAUGGGGAAAAUGCCAUGCGAAUGAGUUGUCGCCCGCUGCUAGCGGAGUCAUCACUGGGUUCGCAUACCAAUUGAUGCGGGCAGAAGUAUCCAAAAUCGAAGUUACUGAGCAGGUUCCACUCGUCCGUUUUCCUGGCUGUCCUGAUACUGGUAUCAUUGGUCUUCUCUACCUUCUAUAUGAGAACUUCCAUGGUCAGGUAUUGAGGAAGGGCGGCAACACAGUUCGACAGGCGUCAGCCUGGGAUGUUGCUAGGACUCUCUUCAUGCCAACGUUGGAGAGUUACCUCACUGUGUGGACUCUCAAAAACAACGUUGUGAGGACAUACAUGUCAACGACAACUGACAUGCCUCCACUUCCGACACCUGAUCCAUUCACUAAACUGCGAACGGUCGAACAAAUCGAGGCCUCGAACAACGUUCAACGAUAUGAAUGGCAGGCGUCAGGUAGCUUGUGUUUGGUGAAAUUUUGUAAGACCAUGGGUAUCGUGGAACGCAUCGAAGGCAGACAAUGCUAUAGCGUAACGGAUGCGCUGACACGUUUCCUGCCCAAGACCUUGCAAACCGAUAAGCCUGAGUUUUGGGAGGUGGUGUCUCUCGACUUACUGCUUCGAGUUAUACUGAAAUUGAACGAGGAUAACGAUUUCUUCCGCUAGGGUCAAGCGCUGCUU
Molecule: messenger RNA, 1253 nt
Organism: Alternaria alternata
Lineage: Eukaryota; Fungi; Ascomycota; Dothideomycetes; Pleosporales; Pleosporaceae
Exons: 1
Coding region: 84-1238 (384 amino acids)
Source: RefSeq, a predicted model, not a curated record